Molecule: messenger RNA, 1063 nt
Organism: Pelagomonas calceolata
Lineage: Eukaryota; Pelagophyceae; Pelagomonadales; Pelagomonadaceae
Source: the annotation of a GenBank genome assembly
CCACAGCGGCGCCGGCGCUGGGCGCGGCUUUCCAUCGUGCGGCAUCAAUCGAGCCUCGGGCCCUAGAGCUAGCAUCGACAACCUUGAAACCAACAGCCGCGCCCGGGCAGCCGUCGCGAGCAGUCAAUGGCAGCCCUAGACAAUGACAUCGAGAAGCUCCUGCCCGCCGCCCUGUACAAGAAGGGCUUCGACUUGUCUGCAGCCUUCUCGACGAAGGCCUACAACGACACCACUUCGAAUAAAAAACUGCACGACUUCGGGCGGCGGAACGGUGCUUUGGCUUUCGCGGUCGGCAGUUCAAAACAUAUUUGGCAGUACUUCCUGCGCUGCGAGCCGCGGAGCGCCUGGCCCGACCACCCGAACAACAGCCGAGGGCUAAACGCCUUCGACUCGUUCGUGGAGGAGGCCGUGCUGGAGGCGGUCGACGACGCUAACCUACACAGAAGGACGCAGCGACAUUACGAGUUCGCGCACCAGGGCGACUACAAGUUCCUGGACUUUGAGAAGCUGAAGGAAACGCACUUUACAAGGGGUCAACGGCAGACGCUGCACGAAGAUUGUUUACCAGGCUGCAAGUCGAUCAACGGCUAUCUGUCGGCCAUGGGCCACCAUCCCAAGUGCCCCCACGCCAAGGAGCCCAUCCAACGACCCGUUGGUGAUUUACCGGACGUCUGGGACGACCAACCUGGCGACGCCGUAGAUUUUCGGGCGUGUGCGGCAUUGGCAGGAUUGGUCGAAAUUUUACCAGGCGGUCUAUGUGCGCAUAAAAAAUUCGGGCCCUGGGUUUCGAUAAGGGCCAUCAUUGUGGUCGACGCGGAUCCACCGAAUGACGUCCUGCCUCCCGUACGAGGGCUUGUUGAUGAUGACGUGGCGGGCUUGGCGGAGGACGCGGUAGACGCGGACCCCGACGACUGGGACGCCUGGCUGCGCAUCUACAAGGAGAUUGAAAGAGGGAGGGAGCACAAGUUCGGGGAGGCCCAAUUAUUGUAUCGCUUCGCGGGGCCGUUCCGCGACCAGGCGCUGCGGCGGGGGCUCCAGCUGCAGCUCUGCUAAGUAUGGUCUC